CGCGCCGCCAGACGGUGAGUGGGUAAAUUACAGGCUGUUACCGCUCCUCAAAAAUUAGCUAAUCUUUCCGACCUAUCAGCGUUGUUGACCGACUGGCCCCGGACCAGCACUCAUCACAUGCAUCGGGUCUGAUUGGCCAAGCGGGUUCCCGCGAACAGCUGAUACGGGCAAGUGACGCCAGACCCCCAUGAAUGGUCGGCUCCCAUCAUUCAUCUAUUCAAUCCAUGCUGCUCUGCUUCUGCAUCACACAGGCUGCUGGCUCGACCGCUUAAGCCUCUCGCUCAUUUUCUCCCUUGCCCACGAGCCAUGCCAUAGUCUCUCUCUCGUCCGGUCAUGGUUCGCUAGCCCCUGUCGGUCUUGCUUUGAUGGCCCUCAUCCGUCCGAUCUGUACCGCUACUUGACGUUGCUUAUCAACUUUCUGCUGGCACACCGUGGGUGUCACUUUACCCUGCUUUUGCUUUUUUGUUUGCCCGGGAGGAGCUGUUGCUAUUCCUGAUUAAGAGUCCCAAAGCUAACAUGUUUGAUCAUCUGCCUUCAGCCAUGUACCGAUUCGUCGAGCUUCUACCGUGACUUCAACCUACUGACUCCCUUGACCGUGAAGCUGGAUCAC
This is a messenger RNA of Aspergillus ibericus CBS 121593, 610 nucleotides long. RefSeq lists its product as uncharacterized. The transcript has a single exon. The coding region runs from base 188 to 496 and encodes 102 amino acids. The record is from RefSeq and is a predicted model, not a curated record. NCBI's taxonomy places the organism in Eukaryota, Fungi, Ascomycota, Eurotiomycetes, Eurotiales, Aspergillaceae.